AUGAAACCAUCUCUCAGUUUUUCUUUAACACUGUUCGUUAUCCUUGCAUGUUUCACAUGUUCAAUCCUGACAAGUGAAUGUGGUCCUGGAUAUUACAAACAAUUUAGUUUUAUUCCAUGUCAUCAGUGUGAACCAGGAAAAUUCUGUCCAGGUGAUGAUAAAUCACAUGAUUGUGCACAUGGAAGUGUUUCUGGAAUAUUUGGUGCUAGUUCAUGUUAUGUGUGUCCAUCCAAGAGAAGUAAUGGACAUAGAACUGCAUGUUUGUUGGAGGAUACUCCAGAGGAUGCAAGUGAGAUAGUGGAUGGUCAUGUGUUUGAAGUACAUGCAGCAAAGAUUAAUAAUGUUUACAUGAGUUUGGAUCCACAAGUUUCUGAAAAUGAUAUUGCACAAGUUUCGUUUAUUGGAAAGAAUCAGUUUGAUGGAGUUACUGUAUAUGCUUCUUUGAGAAGUGGUUAUCCAACACCUGCCAAUUCAGUUUCCCAAUCUUCUGGAUUGAAUGCAACUGUUUCAUUCUCUAGAGAUAUCCACAAUUUCACAAUCGUUUACUUUAGUUUAUUUUCAAACUCUAAAGCUUCAUUAACCAUUCUUCCAAAAUUGUUUACCCACUUUACUACUGAAUAUUCCUUGAAAGAUAAUUCACUCUCCCUUAGUAACUUGAAUUUCGAUCAAACAAUCAAUCUCAUCCAAUUCAAGAAAGAUUUCAUUCCAAAAAAUACACCUGUCAAUGUCAAAUUCCAACUAACAGGCAUUAAUUAUUCAUAUCCUUAUCAAUUAUUAUAUUCUACCAAUCCUUCUCUAUAUCAAUUGAAUCCAAACAAUGCAAAUUAUCAAAUCCAAGCCAAGAGAAAUCAACUUGUGCAAUUCACAGUCAAACAAUCAAGAGAUGGACCUUUCGUAUUUGCCUUAUUUGAUGGUACUACUCUCUUUAAUGUGAAUAUUAAUAUAACUCUCAAUUAUUAA
Messenger RNA from Naegleria gruberi, 960 nucleotides. RefSeq lists its product as uncharacterized. The record is from RefSeq and is a predicted model, not a curated record. Lineage: Eukaryota; Heterolobosea; Eutetramitea; Acrasida; Naegleriidae. The transcript has a single exon. The coding region runs from base 1 to 960 and encodes 319 amino acids.